This is a messenger RNA of Mytilus trossulus (common blue mussel), 1717 nucleotides long. RefSeq names its product guanine deaminase-like. The record is from RefSeq and is a predicted model, not a curated record. Lineage: Eukaryota; Metazoa; Mollusca; Bivalvia; Mytilida; Mytilidae. Gene Ontology annotation, biological process: guanine catabolic process. Gene Ontology annotation, cellular component: cytosol. The coding region runs from base 159 to 1481 and encodes 440 amino acids. The transcript is spliced from 13 exons. Gene Ontology annotation, molecular function: zinc ion binding; guanine deaminase activity.
UUGCUAUAUGAUAAAGUAUAUACUAUACUUUAACUUAUAAUCAAUAGAUUAUGUAAACGGUCUAUUUAACCUGGAAAUAUUAUACUAUAUUAUGUCCUAGAUUUAACCCAAGUUACUUUUCACUUUGUAACCAAUUCCACGCCGCCUAGACAUUAAAUAUGGACCGACCUUUAUUUGUUAUACGUGGAAUGUUUGCACAUUCGACAAUUGAAAAUCCAUUAAUUGUUUUUGCAGAUCACAUCAUUGGAGUUUCUAACGGAAAGAUUUUAUUCUUUGAUCAAGCAGACCAGAUAGAUAAACACUUGGAACCAUUUGGGGGUAGAAGUAAAGUUAACAUUACAGAACUCAAAAGAGGACAGUUCGUCAUACCAGGGUUUAUCGAUACACAUAUCCAUGCUCCUCAGUAUCCGAACAGUGGUAAAGGAUUAGAUCUUGGACUUCUGGAAUGGUUAGAGAAGUACACAUUUCCAACUGAGGCAAAGUUUAAAGACCUUAAAUUCGCUGAACAUGUAUACGAAAAAGCAGUGAGACGUGUUUUACGAAAUGGAACAACGACGGCAUGUUACUAUGGUACAAUACAUACUGACGCCUGUGUGAAGUUAUGUGAUAUUAUAGACAAAUAUGGUCAGCGUGCUUUUGUUGGAAAAGUCAACAUGAAUCAAAAUAGUCCUGAGUAUUAUAUAGAAACAGCCGAGGAAUCAGCAUCCGAGACGGAGAGAUUUGUUAAUUCAGUGUUGGAGCGUAAGAAUCAAAGAAUACAACCCAUUAUUACCCCACGGUUUGCUGUAUCUUGUGAUCACAAAUUGAUGAAUUCUCUUGCAAAGUUGGCACAUGACAAAGGACUUCAUGUUCAGACUCACAUCAGUGAAACAAAAGCUGAGGUAGCAUGGAUUGGUGAUCUGUUUCCUGACCAUGAUCAUUAUGUAGACGUAUAUGACCAGGUUGGACUUCUGAGUAAAAAGACAGUUUUAGCACAUGGUAUCUAUUUAACAACAGAAGAGAGGAAAAUAGUGAAGGAUCGUGAAUGUGGUAUCUCACAUUGUCCUAAUUCUAACACAUCAAUUCGAAGUGGUACGUGUGAUGUUAGACAACUGUUAGAUGAAGGUAUUAAGGUCGGUCUAGGAACUGAUUGUUCUGGUGGAUACAGCACGUCGAUGCACGAUGCCAUGAGAUGUUGUUUACAUGUGUCAAACUUUCACGCCAUUCACACAGAAAAGAUCCAUAUAUCUCACAGAGAAGCUUUCAUGAUGGCAACAUUAGGCGGGGCACAAGUUUUGGAUCUUGCCGAUACAAUUGGCAACUUUGAAGUAGGAAAGGCAUUUGAUGCUCUUGUCGUUGACGUUACAAAAGAAGGUUCUCAGAUUGAUAUAUUUGAGAAUGAUACAAAAGACGACAUUUUCCAGAAAUUCAUCUAUUUAGGUAAUGAACAUAAUUUUACAAGGAUAUAUGUUGAUGGUGUGGAUGUUCUACCAAAGUUAUGAAAUGUUAAUGUUUAUGUAGGAAAUCAAACAGCAUUACUGACUGAAACUCAGAGUGAAGACAGACUACAUGGAGAUGUAUACACAAAAGUGGUUUAAAUUCUUACGCCUCACCAAUAGUUUCUGCAGGUUUUACGAAUACUACCUCGUGAAAAUAUAUAUUUAUGUCUAUGUUACCAUUCUAGAUAUGCCAACAAAAUAUCUUCAAAAUUAACGAAUAAAGUUUGUUAUUGUGUUUA